Conger conger (European conger) is the source of this 658-nucleotide messenger RNA. Its product is annotated as helix-loop-helix protein 2-like. The record is from RefSeq and is a predicted model, not a curated record. The transcript is spliced from 2 exons. Bases 290 to 658 code for a protein of 122 amino acids. NCBI's taxonomy places the organism in Eukaryota, Metazoa, Chordata, Actinopteri, Anguilliformes, Congridae. Gene Ontology annotation, molecular function: RNA polymerase II cis-regulatory region sequence-specific DNA binding; protein dimerization activity; DNA-binding transcription factor activity, RNA polymerase II-specific. Gene Ontology annotation, biological process: regulation of transcription by RNA polymerase II.
UACAUAUUCAUAUUUGAGUAAUACGCCUGGUACUGGGGUUUGUUUGUAGAUGAAUAUCACCUUUGAAUGAAUUUCAGUAAUCCAUUUGAAUUACACGAUGGAAAGGAUGAAUAGGACUGGAAAUUAGAAUGUUUUAUUCUAAAAGAAGAUAAAUAGAAUCACUGUGCUCACCUCGAGAGUUGUCUGCGGAGUAACUCCAGAAAAGGACAUUAAAGGACUGAGUUUAAGUUCCAAAAAAAGGAAAAACUAUCGAUAUUCACAAAUUAGAACGAAACGAAAAAAACUCAAAAUGAUGCUGAGUCCAGAUCAGCCUGGUGCCGACCUCCCGUGGGGCCAGUCUGACACUGAAUCAGUCCUCCACGACAUCAAAAUUGGCUGCGUCUCCGAUGAACCGAUGGAUGGAGAGGGGAAGACGAGGAGCCUCGCUCCACAAUCUCUGAGCAGGGAAGAGAAGCGACGGAGGCGGCGCGCGACAGCAAAAUACCGCUCUGCCCACGCUACCCGCGAGCGCAUCCGUGUCGAAGCCUUCAAUGUGGCCUUCGCCGAAUUGAGGAAGUUGCUGCCGACCCUUCCGCCAGACAAGAAGCUUUCCAAAAUUGAAAUUCUUAGGCUUGCCAUUUGCUACAUCUCCUAUCUCAACCACGUCUUGGACGUUUAG